Messenger RNA from Fusarium pseudograminearum CS3096, 438 nucleotides. RefSeq lists its product as uncharacterized. Bases 1 to 438 code for a protein of 145 amino acids. The record is from RefSeq and is a predicted model, not a curated record. NCBI's taxonomy places the organism in Eukaryota, Fungi, Ascomycota, Sordariomycetes, Hypocreales, Nectriaceae. The transcript has 3 exons.
AUGUCCUCUUCCAUGAACAAAUACUGGAUUCCGCAUCAAGACAUCCACAGAAAAGUCAUAACCCAAGAGCUUCAGUGCUAUCUGGGACCUCAGGCAACAGUUCGACCAUAUACGUUGGAGGGAGAGGAUGGUUUCCUCAUCAGCACUCCAGGCUCCUGCCUCACAGAUGUUGGUCACUGCGGUCUUGUAAAAGAGCUUCUCAGUUUGAUUGACACAAUUGACAGGAACAAAUCGAUGAUAUUUGCCGAAAGUCGAAAGAUCUUUGGGAUCGACAAGCCGCAGCCAAGCCUGUCAUCGUUUCGAGAGGGUCGUCCAGAGACCCUCAUCGACGUUACUAUGAUUGACCCCGGCAUGAUUAUCAUUGAGCCCCGAUAUGACUCAGCCGUCAUGAUCAUGCUACCUCGUGGUGGAUGCCAAGACUCUGGCAGGCAAUCGUAG